UUCUACAAAAACCCUAGUUCACUUUCUCCUUUUUUCUCUUAAUUCACUCACUUCCUGCUCUCUCUCGUUGUGUCGCUUCUCCUGCUUGCGGAAGAACGCUCCUGCUCUCAAAUCUGAAAUUGGAGCUACAAGUUUUUCCGUUAAGCCAUGGCUCUGGUACUGCAUGCUGGGAAGACCAACAAAAAUGCUUUCAAGUCACUGAUUGCGGCAGAGUACUCUGGUGUGAAAGUUGAACUGGUUGAGAAUUUUGAGAUGGGUGUCUCAAAUAAGACUCCUGAAUUCCUCAAGAUGAAUCCUAUUGGGAAGGUUCCUGUGUUGGAGACACCGGAUGGGCCUUUAUUUGAGAGCAAUGCUAUUGCCCGAUAUGUUACCCGCUUGAAGGCUGACAAUCCUCUAUAUGAUUCAUCCCUGAUUGAUUUUGCCCAUAUUGAGCAAUGGAUUGAUUUUGCAUCAUUAGAGAUUGAUGCCAAUCUCAUGGCUUGGCUUAGACCUAGAAUGGGAUUUGCCCCAUAUCUUCCUCCGGCUGAGGAAGCUGCAAUUUCUGCAUUAAAGAGAGGUUUGGGUGCUCUGAACACUCAUCUUGCCUCGAACACCUACUUGGUUGGGCAUUCUGUGACCUUGGCUGACAUUAUUACUACAUGCAAUCUUUAUAUGGGAUUUGCUCUACUCAUGACUAAGAGCUUCACUUCAGAGUUCCCCCAUGUUGAGAGAUACUUCUGGACCAUGGUUAAUCAGCCAAACUUCAAAAAGAUAUUGGGUGAAGUCAAGCAGACGGAAUCAGUUCUUCCUGUCCAGUCUACUAAGAAGCCUGCCCAGCCUAAAGAAUCUGCUAAAUCGAAGCGUAAGGAUGAACCUAAGAAAGAAGCCAAAACGGAGAAAGAGCCAGCAAAGCCCAAAGAAGCCGCUGAGGAAGAGGAAGAGGCACCAAAGCCCAAACCCAAGAAUCCUCUUGAUUUGCUGCCUCCAAGUAAGAUGAUACUGGAUGAAUGGAAGAGACUGUACUCAAACACCAAGACCAACUUCCGGGAGGUUGCAAUUAAAGGAUUUUGGGACAUGUACGAUCCUGAGGGAUACUCACUGUGGUUCUGUGACUAUAAAUACAAUGAUGAGAACACUGUGUCGUUUGUUACUCUGAAUAAGGUCAGUGGAUUUCUUCAACGGAUGGAUCUGGCUCGCAAGUAUGCAUUUGGAAAGAUGCUAGUGAUUGGCGAAAACCCUCCAUACAAGGUUAAGGGGCUGUGGCUUUUCCGAGGCCAAGAAAUUCCUCAAUUUGUCAUUGAUGAGUGCUAUGACAUGGAACUGUAUGAGUGGAAAAAGGUUGAUAUCUCUGAUGAAGCUCAAAAGGAGCGUGUCAACCAGAUGAUUGAAGACCAGGAGCCUUUCGAGGGAGAGCCUCUUUUGGAUGCCAAGUGCUUUAAAUGAAGUAACUCUUAUCAUUAAAAUUAUGUUUUUGUCUGCAUCUACUUUUUUUUUUUUCAUAUUUUAUUUGGGAGUGAGUUUGCAUCUCUUGUUUCAGACAGACUUAAGUCCAGCUUUUCUGAUUUUACAUAGUGUAACUUCACUUUUGCCCUUCCAAUGUCCUCAUAAACAUAGUUCUGAAUUGUUAUUUGGUGCAUUUUGAUUAUAAGAGUAAUUUUGUUAUUAA
Molecule: messenger RNA, 1645 nt
Organism: Hevea brasiliensis (rubber tree)
Lineage: Eukaryota; Viridiplantae; Streptophyta; Magnoliopsida; Malpighiales; Euphorbiaceae
Product: elongation factor 1-gamma
Exons: 8
Coding region: 148-1422 (424 amino acids)
Biological process (GO): translational elongation
Molecular function (GO): glutathione transferase activity; translation elongation factor activity
Source: RefSeq, a predicted model, not a curated record